UUGGCCACACUUCGUUUUAAGCUUUGCCAUUUUGUUUAGUUCUUUACUUUUCGCUACGCAAUUUUUUAAUAGUUAAAUGGAAAAUAAUUGCUUUGGGCGCGUUUAAUUUAUACAGCAAAAUGACCGAUAAACUUACUUACGGCCCACCGCCAGACUCUGAUGAUUCCGAUUGCAGCAGCUAUGACGGUUUCUACUUUUCGGAACCUCUUAAACGAGAGAAGCGUGUUCCAUAUGUGCAGCGUGACCAACUGUUGUACGAAGCACUGAUGGAGGGGAACUUACAACGUGUGCGCGAAGAAAUCACUGCGCUCGAGUUUCCUGUGGAUGACGUCGUGACUGCAGGAAUCACAAUGUUGAUGUGCGCCUGUCGUGAGGGUCACUACGAAGUAGCCGAGUACCUGGUUAACUACCUUGGAGCAAAUGUUAACAAGCAAGUGGAUUCUGUAAUGCCGCUGAUGUUAGCCUGUGACUGUCAAACAGAUGAUGCAUAUGUUGCCGAGAAGUUGGUGCGGCUGCUGCUCGGAAAAGGCGCAGUUAUUAAUGUGUCCGAUAAGUAUGGGAUGACACCGUUUAUGUUUGCCUGUCGCAGGGGCUACACCAACGUUGUGCGCUUGCUCAUUAGCGAGGUUAGCUUCGACGCUAUGGAUAAUCAGGGAUGCACGCCCAUUUUCCAUGCCAUUGAACAUAACCAUGGCGAUAUUGUCAAGCUUUUAGUGGAGGCUGGUGUUAAUGCUAGCCUGGCUAACAACAAAGGCUAUACACCAAAACAGGUUGCCGAAUUCCAUGGCUUCUACGAUUUACUGGAGCUGCUGCCGCGUGAUCCUGCUGCCGAAUACAUGGUACCAACCAAUUAUCUCAGCUACAGCACGCUGCGCGAUCAUGUGCCACGCAUUUUUCUGAAAACCGAUUGUCCGGAGUACUUUCAAGAGCUGAGCAGCAUAUUAAACUCUUUAGAAAUGUCAAAUAUGUUGGAACAUUUUGCUAAAGCGCGCAUUUCGCUUGCUGAGUUUCUAAACAUGGACGAUAAAAGCUUGCGAGACAUUGGAAUCAUGUUUCCCAUCUAUCGGAACAAGAUCUUAAAGGGCAUACUUGACUUUCAUUUACAUCACUGGUCGAGGAAAUCAAUAGCACGCGUUAAGAAGGACGGCAUGGAUAACUUCUAUGAGAUCCUCAUGAUCACCGCCAAUCAUUUACAGCAUUUGGUGAUUAUACAAGCCUCAUUACGCUUCGUAAUGCAAAAUCAACUAAAUGGAAAACUUGGCCGGCCAACAGAGUUGCAACUGGCAAACUUGCAAAGCAAUUUGAAGGCAUAUCGCGGAGUUAUUGACGAUCUCACCAAGACGGUUAAAUAUCUUGGUUCGUUCAGCCCACCACAGAAUCCACUGUAUAUUGAUUACAACGAAAUUCUCGCUGAGCGUAAGCGACGCAAGGUGCGAAGUGUUUUUAAGUACACUACAAUUGUUUUGGGGAUCUCUGUAUUUAUUUGCUUGAAAUGUAAAUGGCUUUUCUAAGCUUUCAUGCACACAUAUACCAGCGAACUAUAUAGUAUUAGUAAACAAAAAUUUCCGUUAAACUUU
Drosophila hydei is the source of this 1577-nucleotide messenger RNA. RefSeq names its product protein fem-1 homolog CG6966 (gene Gasz). The record is from RefSeq and is a predicted model, not a curated record. Lineage: Eukaryota; Metazoa; Arthropoda; Insecta; Diptera; Drosophilidae. Bases 120 to 1511 code for a protein of 463 amino acids. Gene Ontology annotation, molecular function: protein binding. Gene Ontology annotation, biological process: piRNA processing. Gene Ontology annotation, cellular component: pi-body. The transcript is spliced from 5 exons.